AGUGGCAGUGGUGGUAGUGGCGGCGGUGGCAGGCAGAGCGCGCGGGAGUCCCUGUCGGUGAUCGUGCCGCCUCAGGACGUGGACGUGGACUCGCGCGACGCCGACUCGGAGCUGCUCAGUCCGGGCAAGCUAACGCCGACUUCGGGCAUCAGCGUGUCGGUCGCGAGUAUGAUCGACGCGACGGACUUCAGGGCGAUGCAGCCGGAGCCGACGUAUCAGACACUAACCUCAGUCGCGGAGAGGAUGUCGCCGCCCGGCUUCAGUCCAGGCUCGUCGUACGCGACUCUGACGCCGCUGCAGCCGUUACCGCCGAUCUCGACCAUGAGCGACAAGUUCGUGUACGGCGGCCACGCUGCCGGCGGCGUCACCGGCAGCUUCGCCGUCAUGCAGAACAACGGCCUGGGUAACAUCGGCCUCGGUAUGGGCAGCUCGCCGUACGCGUACGACAAGCUACCCACCAUGGGUAUGUCGCCGCCGCACAACUAUCCUUCACCCGGCGCGGGACUGCAGCCGAGCCCGUUGUCGCCGCAGAGCGCGUACAGCCAGAGCGGCCUCAAUUCACCGCACAAGUCCGCGAGUCCUCACUACGACCCGGCGUUUUUGCCGCGAAUGCAGCAGAGCCCGGCGGCGCUGAGCCCGUCUUCGCCGCCGGCCGUCUCGGCGACCGCGAGUUUCGCGCCAUCGCAUCAUUCACCGCCCACGCACUCGGUACCGGCUGCUUCGCCGCCGCCGAUGCAGACGCAGCUGCAGCAGCAGCAGCAGCAGCAGCAGCAGCAACAGCAGCAGCAGCAGCAGCAGCAGCAACAGCAGCAGCAGCAGCAGCAACAGCAGCAGCAGCAGCAGCAGCAGCAGCAGCAAUCGAUGCUGCAGCAGACGAUAUCGCACACGCAGCACGUGCAACACACGUCGGUGGUGAUGAAGACGGUAUCGGCGGCGGGCAACGGCGCCGGCGAGGUCGAGGAGAUCAACACGAAGGAACUGGCGCAGCGGAUCAGCGCGGAGCUCAAGAGGUACAGCAUACCGCAGGCGAUCUUCGCGCAGCGGGUGCUCUGCCGCAGCCAGGGCACGCUGAGCGACCUGCUGCGCAACCCGAAGCCCUGGUCCAAGCUCAAGAGCGGCCGAGAGACCUUCCGGCGGAUGUGGAAGUGGCUGCAGGAGCCCGAGAUACAGAGAAUGUCGGCCUUGCGGCUAGCAGCCCUGAGCAACUGCUCUGAGAGCGGAGGCGAGCCGGACGCAAUGCUGGAUAUCCACCACCCAGGAACCGGGAUCGACUCGCACCACCAACAGUUUCACAACUCCUAUGGUAAUAUGAAAUUCAUCAUUAUAAAAUAGUAACUUAACUCGCGCGGGGAGACGCCCCGCGCGGCUCUUCCGCGCUUCUUGCAUUCGCGCGACUCUCGCGCGACUCUUUUUCUCGCUCUUUCCUCCUUUCGUUAUUUAGACGCAACGUUAUUAGCGCACGGCGCCCCGAAGCAGCGAAACAUUCGCAUUCACGAUCGAUCGUACGGACGGACGGACGGACGGACGGACGGACCGAAAGGGGCCCCGCUGCUCCUCGAGAUCUCCGACGAGGAGAGGCGUCGAGAUCAAAGUUCGUCCACGCCGACACGCCGAUUUGUCGUGUCCGUUUGGUGCGUCUUUCUUCUAGCGUCUCUCUAGCACUUUGCCGCCGACUGUUACCUAUCGCUGUUAUUAUCUUCGCCGGCGAAGGGGAGCCCGCGCGACACGCGAAUCGGCGUGCCGAUCGAAGCGCGCGCAAUUAACCGUACGAGCGAGAAGCCGCGCUUGCGAAGCAGCGCGGCGCGGCGGGAAAUUUCGUCGCGCGAGGCUUUCCACGCGAUUCUCACGGGCCGUCGUCGUCUCUCGUCUCGCACGCGUCUCGCGCCAUUUUUAUUUCUCUUCUCCUUAAACCAGUUUGUUUUCACGGUGUGCGACCAGUUACUUUUGUUCCUUCGUCCUUCGACCAUAGAGAGUAACGACGUACGAAAUAGUCGGAGUGCGAGAUUAGUUAUAGCCUCGAGCUGCGAAAUAUACUACUGUGGUCGAAGCAUAAAACUAUGGAAAGUAGGACCGACUUUAGCUUCGUUCUAUAUUCCUGCCUGCGUGAGCGUGUGUGUGUGUGUGUGUGUGUGUAUGUGUGUGCGUUUCGUAUGUGUAUAUUUCUCUCUCUAUACGACAGCGAUGAAUAUGCAGGAAAUCACUCGCCCUCCCGGCUCGUCGCGGUUAAUCGCGCGAUUCGCGGAACGCGCGUCCCGAAUUUUCCUCGAGGACGACGGAGGACGAAAAAAACAAGCUUUUACCGCGGCGAGAGGUACGCGGCAAGAGUUUUCCACGUUUCGGCGGAUCUCGCGGGCAAAAACCGCGGGGGAAUAAUAAGCUUCUUGAAUAAUUCUCAGGCGGCAAAUCAGGUCACGAAUUUCCGUCAUUGAAUCGGGCGAAAUUAAUAAUGACGGCAGCUGUUUCAUGAGACUUUAAAGAGCUCUCUCUCUCUCUCUCUCUCUCUCUCCCCCCCUCUCUGUCUUUCUCCCCCCGUCGGUUCGUCGCCGCGUGUCGAGACAGAUUGAUAGAUUCCAUCAAUUCGGAUGUCGAUUCGCGUUUUUCGAUCGUUUAAUUUAAUUGCGCCACCGCUUAAGUGUAUUUGCGGAAUACGUGAUUUUAUGUACGAUUCGCCGUUCGACAAAGGCGAGAAUACCAUCCGAGAAGCUCUUCCUCUAUGCUUCUCCCUCUCGCGUGCUCGUCACACGAGAAUACACACGGUCACGAGAAUACACACACAUACAGAAAAAGAAUAUCCCGGCGAGAGAGACUCGGCAGAGCACCUUAAAUUUACCAUCGGCGGUUUCUUCCUCGCGCCAAGUCGUAUCGGGGACAUUUAAUUAAUUACCUCGGACGAGAAACGUAUUUCGCGUUUGAAUUAAUUAUCGCAUCCGACUUACAACGUCGUCGCGAGCGGAGUCGUAAGCCCUCGAUAACGCGACAUCCGUCAUUCGCGGCUAAUCUAUCAUCCUUUUAUUCUCUUUGCAGUUUUCUCGGCUGAAUUUUUCGCGCGGAGGACGCGCUGUUGCCUUCCGCUCGCUCGCGAUCGCGUCGUCCUCCGAAGCGAGCGCGGAUCCUCUUCGUCUGUGACGGCGACGAAGCAACGAGGAUCCGACUCGCCGGCGAAACAGAUGUCUCGAUAACACACACGCGUCACACGGCAGACGCCGGGGGAGCGGGACGGGGGGGGGAAGUCGAUGAUUAAAUAAACGGGAAGGACAGUUCGUCUUAUCUGGCGCAAUCGAAUGAAUUAAUCGUUUUCCCCCCCUCGCACCCCCCCCCUGUCUUCCACAGCGCUCAUAAUACAGAUCCGAUCCGAACCGAUCGCGUUCCAAUGGCUCGUGAAUAAUGCGCGGCUCCUAACCCGAAAUCGACGCGCGCGCUAUUUCGAUCGGCCGGAGACGGGCCGCGCGCGAGUGGAGCGUACGUGAAUUUUAAAUAGAUUUCAGAAAGAUCGGCUCUAGCCCGAUGAAUUAAUGGGACCAGACUUCCCGAUGGAUUUUUAAAACGAUCCCACCCCGCGCGACUCAAUCGCGACGUAUUUGCGGAGCCGAUUCGAUAUGCGCCCCGCGCAUCGGCACGCGACGUUUCGCUUCGACUAAUAUUUUCAUUCAUUUGACUAAUCAGGGAGUAUAUAUAUAUAUAUAUAUA
Molecule: messenger RNA, 3687 nt
Organism: Harpegnathos saltator (Jerdon's jumping ant)
Lineage: Eukaryota; Metazoa; Arthropoda; Insecta; Hymenoptera; Formicidae
Product: homeobox protein onecut
Exons: 2
Biological process (GO): transcription initiation at RNA polymerase II promoter; regulation of transcription by RNA polymerase II
Cellular component (GO): transcription factor TFIIA complex; nucleus
Molecular function (GO): DNA-binding transcription factor activity, RNA polymerase II-specific; RNA polymerase II cis-regulatory region sequence-specific DNA binding
Source: RefSeq, a predicted model, not a curated record